AUGAUCCGAAUCAUCGCCAAAACAAAAUGGGAUCUAAGUUGGGCUCAGACACACACAUGGUCAUAUUCUGCUAAUAACUUUUUGAGUUAUCCUGCUAAGCAACGGACAAACAUGUCCCUGGUGGAGCACGCAGCCCAAGGCGGCGUCCCGAGAUCAGUCUCGAAUCACGUCCCACGGAACAGUGCGGCCGACCCCGGUUCGACCCUCACGAUCAUGCACGCCCAGCAUCACGUGAUCACUCGCACGAUGUCCAGUCAUCACGGCAGGUCCUCCGGCACCUCGGCAGGCAGGUCCUCCGGCACGACCUCGGCAGGUCUCCUCCGGCACGACCUCGGCAGCACGACCUCGUCCUCCGGCACGACCUCAGGGCAGUCCUCCGGCACGACCUCGGCAGGUCCUCCGGCACGACCUCGGAGGUCCUCCGGCACGACCUCGGCCGGCAGGUCCUCCGGCACGACCUCGGCCGGCAGGUCCUCCGGCACGACCUCGGCUCCUCCGGCACGACCUCGGCCGGCAGACGACCUCGUCUCCGGCACGACCUCGGCAGGCAGGUCCACGACCUCGGCAGGCAGGUCCUCCGGCACGACCUCGGCAGGUCCUCCGGCACGACCUCGGCAGGCAGGUCCUCCGGCACGACCUCUCCUCCGGCACGACCUCGGGGCAGGUCCUCCUCGGCAGGCAGGUCCUCCGGCCGACAGGCAGGUCCUCCGGCACGACCUCGGCUCACGACCUCGGUCCUCCGUCGUCCUCCGGCACGACCUCGGCCGGCAGGUCCUCCGGCACGACCUCGGCAGGCAGGUCCUCCGGCACGACCUCGGCAGGCAGGUCCUCCGGCACGACCUCGGCAGCAGGUCCUCCGGCACGACCUCGGCAGGCAGGUCCUCCGGCACGACCUCGGCCGGCAGGUCCUUCGGCAGGCAGGUCCUCCGGCACGACCUCGGCAGGCAGGUCCUCCGGCACGACCUCGGCAGGCAGGUCCUCCGGCACGACCUCGGCCGGCAGGGUCCUCCGGCACGACCUCGGCAGGCAGGUCCUCCGGCACGACCUCGGCAGGCAGGUCCUCCGGCACGACCUCGGCAGGCAGGUCCUCCGCACGACCUCGGCCAGGCAGGUCCUCCGGCACGACCUCGGCGCAGGUCGGCACGACCUCGGCAGGUCCUCCGGCACGACCUCGGCAGGUCCUCCGGCACGACCUCGGCAGGCAGGUCCUCCGGCACGACCUCGGCAGGCAGGUCCUCCGGCACGACCUCGGCCCGCAGGUCCUCCGGCACGACCUCGGCAGCAGGUCCUCGGCACGACCUCGGCAGCAGGUCCUCCGGCACGACCUCGGCAGCAGGUCCUUCCGGCACGACCUCGGCCAGGUCCUCCGGCACGACCUCGGCAGGCAGUCCUCAACGACCUCGGCAGCAGGUCCUCCGGCACGACCUCGGCAGACAGGUCCUCCGGCACGACCUCGGCAGGCAGGUCCUCCGGCACGACCUCGGCAGGCAGGUCUUCCGGCACGACCUCGGCAAGGUCGGCACGGCAAGCAGUCCUCCGGCACGACCUCGGCAGCAGGUCCUCCGGCACGACCUCUCGGCACGACCUCGGCAGGCAGGUCCUCCGGCACGACCUCGGCAGGCAGACGACCUCGGCAGCAGGUCCUCCGGCACGACCUCGGCAGGCAGGUCCUCCGGCACGACCUCGGCAGGCAGGUCCUCCGGCACGACCUCGGCAGGCAGGUCCUCCGGCACGACCUCGGCAUCUCCGGCACGACCUCGGCAGGACGGUCCUCCUCGGCAGUCCUCCGGCACGACCUCGGCAGGCAGACGACCUCGGCAUCCUCCGUCUCCUCCGGCACGACCUCGGCAGCAAUCCUCCGGCACGACCUUGUAUUUAUGA
Molecule: messenger RNA, 1881 nt
Organism: Penaeus vannamei (Pacific white shrimp)
Lineage: Eukaryota; Metazoa; Arthropoda; Malacostraca; Decapoda; Penaeidae
Source: RefSeq, a predicted model, not a curated record